AACAUGGAGCUACUGUACGCUGCAUUUGCUACUCUGAGCGUGAUGUUUAUGCUGUUUUUUGUAAACUUUCCUUAUUUCCUGCAUGACUGUGCGUUUCUAAUUAAAGUUCUCAGGAUUAAAUCAAAGCGGCAAAGGUUACGGAAGAGAGUUCCGUUAUACACUGUGCUCGAGUGCUUUCUGGAAGAUGUGUCCAGACAUCCACAUAAACCCUUCAUAAUUUUUGAGGAUGAUGUCUACACGUACCUGCCGGUGGACUGCUGGAGCAACAAGGUAGCACACACGCUGCUUAAACACACGCACCUGAGAGAGGGAGAUACGGCCGCGCUGCUUGUGGGCAAUGAACCAAACUUCAUCUUCCUCUGGCUCGGACUGAUGAAGAUCGGAUGUUCUGUGUCGCUUUUCAACACCAACAUUCGGAGCAAAUCUCUAAUGCGCUGCUUCAUGUGUUGUAAGACAAAAGUGCUGAUUGCAGGGGCAGAGUUUAGCGAUGCAGUGUGUGAGGUGCUACCAGAGUUGCGUGAACGUGGCGUGUCUGUUUUCCUGUUGUGUGAUAAUUGUGACAUGGAUGGAAUUCAGUCUCUAAAAGAUAAGAUGGAUGACAGUGACGAUGGGCCCGUGAGUCUCAUGCUGAGAGCUAACAUUACUAUGAAAACCCCUGCCGUGUACAUCUACACAUCUGGAACUACAGGUCUGCCUAAAGCAGGUAUUGUCAGUCAUGACCGAAUGUUUGGUGGCACUUUCUACCAGUCAUUGUUAGGCGUCAAGCACGAUGAUGUCAUCUACAUAGCCCUCCCCCUUUACCAUGCUGCAGGAUUUAUCGUUGGUCUAAAUGGGGUGAUAGAGAGGGGAAUCACAGUAGUGUUGAGGAGAAAGUUCUCAGUGUCUCAGUUCUGGAACGACUGCAGGAAGCACAAUGUCACGGUGAUCAUGUAUAUUGGAGAGAUCCUGCGCUACCUCUGUAACACACCCAAGAGAGAGACAGACCGGCAGCACAUGGUGCGAAGAGCCAUUGGAAACGGACUGCGUGCUGACGUCUGGCAAGAAUUUCAGAGCAGGUUUGGGGUAAAACACAUUAGAGAGUUCUACGCUGCAUCUGACGGGAAUAUGGGUUUCAUGAACUACCCAGAGAAAGUGGGAGCUGUGGGCAAACAGAACUUCCUGUACAAGAAAAUGUUUCCCCAUGCACUGAUUCGGUACGACACUGAGACACAGGGACCAGUCCGGGACAGCAGGGGGCGCUGUGUCCCCGUUCCUACAGGUGAAACAGGACUCCUUGUGUGUAAGAUCACUGAGCGCACUCCAUUUCAAGGAUACGCAGGAAAUCCAGAACAAACGGAGAAGAAGAAGCUGCGUAACGUGUUUGAGGACGGAGAUGUUUAUCUGAACACUGGAGAUCUGUUGAGGACCGACCACCAGGGCUUCAUCUACUUCCAAGACCGGGUCGGAGACACUUUUAGAUGGAAAGGAGAGAAUGUGGCCACCACUGAGGUGUCUGAUGUUAUAUCACUGCUGGAUUUUGUUGAAGAAGUGUGUGUGUACGGUUUUCAAAUUAAAGGUCAUGAGGGUCGCGUCGGCAUGGCAGCACUGAGAGUAAAGGAAAAGCGAGAGUUUGACUGCAACAAAGCUUUCGAUCACGUCACCAACUUCCUGCCUGUGUACGCUCGGCCCCGCUUCAUACGCAUCCUGAGGAGUCUGGACCUGACCGGGACGUUUAAACAGGUGAAAACUUCUCUGAUGAAGGAAGGAUUUGAUCCUGAGAAAGUGACUCCGCCCAUUUAUUUCCUGCAGGAGAGCAGCAAGAGCUACAUCCCCCUGACACACACACACUACAAAUCUAUCAUAUCAGGGGAGGUCCGCUUCUGAACACACACACACACACACACACACACACACACACACACA
Molecule: messenger RNA, 1902 nt
Organism: Clarias gariepinus (North African catfish)
Lineage: Eukaryota; Metazoa; Chordata; Actinopteri; Siluriformes; Clariidae
Product: long-chain fatty acid transport protein 2-like
Exons: 10
Coding region: 4-1863 (619 amino acids)
Molecular function (GO): long-chain fatty acid-CoA ligase activity; long-chain fatty acid transmembrane transporter activity
Source: RefSeq, a predicted model, not a curated record